AUGACUUCAAAGCCCUUCCUUCGAUUUGUUCCAGCAACUGGGGCCUUUGCUGCUAUCCGAAUCGAUCCUGUUGCAUCUUUAGCCCAUCUCGACGACCCGCUGGCUCAAUUGGCGGCUGCAAAUAUGGAAUGCAAGGACUACAUUGUCUACGUCGGAAAGCAUGUGCUGCGUCAUCGUACAAUCGCUUUCCACAAGGAGAACGUGGACUUCGUUGUCCAGGGCUUACCAAUACCCAUUCCCGACCAUCAUAUCGAGCUGUCAACAUUCAUACCGAUUUCCCCCACCCUAGGUUCUGAGUCUUCCCCACCGCCGCUCUCACCAAGCGGCGACUUCCCGUGGUCGGACUGCUAUCUAACUCCCUUUAUAUCGGCCACCGUGCGGACGAAAACUAUCCGCUCCAACAAACCAAUCCUUUGUCGCCUUGGGAUGUUCGAACGCGCUCGCUGUAGCAUGGCUCUUGAACACGGUCGGACACGUCAACACAGUCUGCAACGCGCUGCGGAGGAAAACGGCGCCACCAACUCCAACAUGCCAGUGCCCAGCUCUCCGGCUUUGAGCGCCUUGGAUGUGAACUCCGAGUCGAAGCUGGAUAGUGACAUGCGGUCCAUGUCAGACAGAAACUUGGUCGCAUCUAUUAGAGCCACGAAUCAGCUCAAAGAGGCCCCCAACGACAUGUUGACGGUCACUUUCACCCAUGAUUUGCCCGCCAUUGACAAACUAAAUGACCCACGUUCGUUUUUCGAAGAAGUUGAGCUUAUUUCUUGCUUCACACGGGAGUCAAUUGCCCACAAGGCCCGUCGGGAAGCCGAUGAAGCCGAGGCCGAUGCGCGAAGACUAGCACUUGGUCAUCGAGCUGAUGCUUACCAUAAGCUGAAUGGCGGCGUCUGGGGUAUUUCUGAUGAGAACCUUCGCCCUGAGCACGAAUCUGCCAGUGCCUUCAGGUCCCGACUUGCGUCCAGGAUUCGACGUUUCUUCCAUGUUUCAACCUGA
This is a messenger RNA of Mycena indigotica, 990 nucleotides long. RefSeq lists its product as uncharacterized. Bases 1 to 990 code for a protein of 329 amino acids. Lineage: Eukaryota; Fungi; Basidiomycota; Agaricomycetes; Agaricales; Mycenaceae. The record is from RefSeq and is a predicted model, not a curated record. The transcript is spliced from 4 exons.